Messenger RNA from Arabidopsis thaliana (thale cress), 1755 nucleotides. Its product is annotated as Proteasome component (PCI) domain protein. The transcript has 9 exons. The record is from RefSeq and is marked reviewed. Bases 122 to 1450 code for a protein of 442 amino acids. Lineage: Eukaryota; Viridiplantae; Streptophyta; Magnoliopsida; Brassicales; Brassicaceae. Gene Ontology annotation, molecular function: translation initiation factor activity. Gene Ontology annotation, biological process: cytoplasmic translational initiation; formation of cytoplasmic translation initiation complex. Gene Ontology annotation, cellular component: eukaryotic 48S preinitiation complex; eukaryotic translation initiation factor 3 complex; eukaryotic 43S preinitiation complex.
UUCAAUUCUGAACCGAGAAAAACCAUAAAACGUUGAUUAGGGCUUUCAAUUUGUUGCUUUGUCUCUCUCGAACUUGUGCUAGGGAUUUAGGAUUAGCGUUAGAGACUCAGUCGAGCAGAGAAUGACGACGAUUGUUCCCACCUCCGAAGAAGAUCCUUACCUCGCCAUUGUUCGUUUCACUUCCCAGCUUGCCUGGGCUGAUGCUGGUCCCGAGGUCGCAGAGCCUGAAGUUUCCAGGCUAUGUAAGGAAGCAGAGGAGUCUAUAAUAAAUGGGAAGUGGCUGGAUUUGGCAACGUUGAUGGUAACUUCAGCUGACUUGGUAUCAGCCAAAAUCUCUGAGAAAGAUCUUGAGUGUACCUACACCAUCAUUUGCAACCUUGUCAAGAAUGCGAACAGUCCUGAGGAAGUCCUUGAAAUGGUGAAAGCUAUAGCUGCUAAGGUUAUUCAACAACCAAACGACAAAGCUUCAUUGCGUUUGAAGAUCCUCUUCAAUCUAUAUAAUCUGGUAGACCACCCAAAUGCUCGUUUUCAAGUAUACAUGAAAGCUCUGGAACUGGCUGUAAACGGGAAGGUUACCGAGUAUAUUGUACCUUCCUUUAAGAAGAUUGACAGCUUCUUGAAAGAGUGGAACAUUGACAUCAAAGAUCAGCGGGAACUAUUUCUUGCUAUUGCUAAAGUGCUUAGAGAAAAUAAAAGUUUUGCGAAAGAAUCCCUCCAGUUUGUGACAAAUUAUUUGGCAACUUUCUCCAAUGAAGAUACCCAAGUCCUGAGUGAAGCCAAGGAGGAAGCUGUACGAGCAGUUAUUGAAUUUGUCAAGGCUCCCAGUAUAUUUCAGUGUGAUUUAUUAGACCAUCCAGCUGUCGCACAGUUGGAGAAGGAUCCUAACAAUGCACCAGUUUACCAGCUACUGAAGAUUUUUCUUACUCAGAGGCUAGAUGCAUACAUGGAAUUCCAAAAUGCGAAUUCAGGAUUUCUGCAAACAUACGGACUUGUCGAGGAAGACUGUGUAGCAAAGAUGAGGUUGUUGUCCCUAGUUGAUUUGGCCUCAGAUGAUUCUGGCAAAAUACCGUAUGCCUCGAUCAAGAACACCCUACAGGUAAAUGACGAGGAGGUUGAAUUGUGGGUGGUUAAGGCAAUAACUGCAAAAUUGGUUGCUUGUAAGAUGGAUCAGAUGAACCAAGUUGUAAUUGUCAGGCAAGUUUCUAAUCUACUUCUAUUUCGAUUUAUAUGUGUAAAUCCAAAGUCACACAUUCUCGUACUUCAUAUCUGUUCAUGUAUCAGCCGCUGUGCCGAGCGUGAAUUUGGACAAAAGCAAUGGCAGUCUCUUCGAACAAAGCUAGCAGCUUGGCGGGACAAUGUUAGGAAUGUAAUCAGCACGAUCGAAUCGAAUAAGGCAACAGAGGAAGGUACUCAGACAUCAUCAGCAGCUCAGGGAUUGACUGUCCGUUGAAAUAUAUCUCUGAAGAAGAAGCUUCUCAAUCUAAAGAGUGAUCUGAUAUUGUCAUCUCAAAAGCUUUAUUGAAUUCUUUGCAGAGUUCUUUUGACCGUUGGAUCUUUUUGAUUCCGGCCUUCUUCUUUGUGUUGGCCUCUUUUUGUCCCUUAAAUUUAUGCGGAGACUUGCGAUACAUUGUUUAGAUAAAUUUAUCACCAAUGCAUGAAUAUUGGGAGUGGCUAAUAACAGCUGGCGCAAAAUCAUUGGAUUAAAAAAUAAGAGCUUUGUUUUAGUAGUCGAGUAUAAAAUAGUGGAUUCAAAUU